This is a messenger RNA of Prosopis cineraria, 1678 nucleotides long. RefSeq names its product transcription factor IIIA-like. Gene Ontology annotation, cellular component: nucleus. The record is from RefSeq and is a predicted model, not a curated record. NCBI's taxonomy places the organism in Eukaryota, Viridiplantae, Streptophyta, Magnoliopsida, Fabales, Fabaceae. The transcript has 7 exons. Gene Ontology annotation, biological process: regulation of transcription by RNA polymerase II. Bases 184 to 1266 code for a protein of 360 amino acids.
CCCGACCCGAAACUAUCAUAGGGUUUAGGUUUCCACCUCAAGGAACUCGCUGAUGCUGCUGUCCAACGUCUCAUGCGCCCAAAAGCUUGGGUGCUGUACGGUACUGAAGUUGAUAUUCUGGAUUCCUUUAUCUUCUGGAAAUUUUACUCCUGAAACUUCAAGCUGAGUGUGUGUGAGACAAAGAUGGGUGAGGCUGGGGAAGCAGAAGAGAGGCCUAAUUUCAGAGAUAUUAGACGCUAUUUCUGUGAAUACUGUGGCAUCUGCAGGUCCAAGAAGACCUUAAUAACCGCUCAUAUCAAUACCCACCAUAAGGAGGAGGUGGAGAAAGCCAGAGUUAAUACAGGUUCCGAAGUAGAGGAUGUUAAAUCCAACAAUUGCAAGGAAUGUGGCGCUAGUUUUAAAAAGCAUGCCUAUUUAAUACAGCACAUGCAAAGCCAUUCACUUGAGAGGCCAUAUGUGUGUUCCAUUGAGGAUUGUCAGGCAAGUUACAGAAGAAAGGACCAUUUGACUCGCCACUUUCUUCAACAUCAAGGGCAAACUUUUAAGUGUCCAAUUGAGAGUUGCAACCGUGAUUUUGCUUUCCAAGGAAAUAUGACAAGACAUGUUAAGGAAUUUCAUAAUGAAAACUCUACCUCUACCACUGUUGAAAAUCCGAAGCAGUAUGUUUGCCCAGAAGUUGGUUGCGGCAAGGUUUUCAAAUUUGCAUCAAAACUGAAAAAGCAUGAAAAUUCUCAUGUGAAGCUGGAGUCAGUAGAGGUAGUCUGCUUGUAUCCCGAUUGUAUGAAGCAUUUCACCAAUGAGCACUGCCUUCAAGAACAUAUCAAAUUGUGCCACCAACACGUGACCUGUGAGAUCUGUGGGAAAAAGCAGCUGAGGAAAAAUAUUAAGCGGCAUCUUCAUAUGCAUGACACGUGUAGUUCGUCAGAGGCAUUUAAAUGUGAAUAUGAAGAUUGUGAUUGCACAUUCUCAAGUAAAUCUAAUCUCCAGAAGCAUGUGAAGGCUGUGCACUUUGAGGAGAAACCUUUUGUGUGUGGCUUUCCUGGUUGUGGCAUGAGAUUUUCUUACAAACAUGUGAGAGAUAACCAUGAAAAAACUGGGUCUCAUGUCUAUAGCAUGGGGGAUUUUGAAGAAGCUGAUGAGCAGUUCAGAUCAAGGCCUAGAGGAGGACGAAAGAGAACGUAUCCUACUGUUGAAAUGUUAGUUAGGAAGAGAGUUACUCCGCCCAGUCAAUUGGAUCACUGGUUACUCAUGCAAGAUGAUGAUUAGAUGCUCUUAAGUUGUGUGAACUACAUUUAAGUGCCCCUCGCUGCCAGCCAUCCAGAAGUGACAUUACAGCGAUCCUUGGGUUGGAGAAAUUAUCUGAAGAAUCAUUGAUUCAGAGCAAGAGCAUGAAAAAUUGCUGUAAUUACCAAUUUUCUGUGGAAACUUUGUUGGUCUAAGUGAGAUGAUUUUAGGGAUUACAUGCAGUGAGUCAGGGCGUUGACUUGUCUGAGUUUCCAGUCUGUGGAUUGGGCUUCCAUGUUAAUUAUGGGAUGUCCAUGUCGCCUGUGGAGAGAGGGAGAAGGCUAGUUUUGUUCCUAUACAGAGAGUUGUAAAUAUACGAUUGAAUUGUUAUGGCCACCAAUAUUUUGCAGCUAUCUAUCUUUGCGCAUUAUAAAUGGAACCGUUUUGAUUAUUU